This is a messenger RNA of Sipha flava (yellow sugarcane aphid), 1209 nucleotides long. Its product is annotated as S-adenosylmethionine mitochondrial carrier protein-like. The record is from RefSeq and is a predicted model, not a curated record. The transcript is spliced from 7 exons. Gene Ontology annotation, molecular function: S-adenosyl-L-methionine transmembrane transporter activity. Gene Ontology annotation, cellular component: mitochondrial inner membrane. The coding region runs from base 276 to 1142 and encodes 288 amino acids. NCBI's taxonomy places the organism in Eukaryota, Metazoa, Arthropoda, Insecta, Hemiptera, Aphididae. Gene Ontology annotation, biological process: transmembrane transport.
CAUUGAUAAACGGAAUGAAAACGCCGGCUAAAUCAUUAAGGGUUCCCACCCGUCCUACAUAGUUUGUCGAUUUGGAAUAAAAUUCAAAAAUAAUUGUCGUAAUUAUUUAAGCAAUAAUUAUUGGACCUUCAUUAAUAAAUAUUUGAUGCUUCCGAAAUUAAGUAUGCCUAUUCGAUAAGACGUCCAACAGACUUACUAAUAUUUAUUAUAUGGAGUUGGUCAACAGCUUACAAAUAUCCAUAUAAUAAUAUUCCUUAUUCAUCUAUAUAUUUACAAUGGACGGAAGUGAAUUGGAUAAAAUUAACGCAUUCAAUUCUAUUCCAAUUAAUGGAUCUAGACAUUAUUCAACUUCAUUGAUUGCUGGGGCUGUAGCUGGAACUGUUGUUGAUGUUGCAUUGUUUCCAUUAGAUACAUUAAAAACUAGAUUACAAAGUCAGUUUGGAUUUCUUGAGUCUGGUGGUUUUAGAGGUAUUUAUAAAGGACUGACUCCGACCAUUAUUGGGGCUCCUUUUACAGCCGGAUUAUUUUUUGGCACUUAUGAUGGUUUUAAAAAUUUGUUCCCUAAUGUAUCAAGCAAUACUGCUCCAGUAGUACACAUAUGUGCUGGAAUCAUGGGUGAAGUGGUCUGUUGUACUACAAAAGUCCCUGUUGAGAUUGUAAAGCAAAGACGUCAAGCUUCACCAAAUCAAGAGUCAAUUGUAAGAAUCAUGAAAAAUGCAUAUGCGAAUGAAGGCUUUUUUGGAUUUUAUCGUGGAUUUUGGACAACAGUCAUGCGUGAUAUUCCAUUUUCUAUGUUGCAACUUCCAAUAUGGGAAUAUUUAAAGAAAGAGUAUAAGAUCUUCACUGGAAGACCUCUUACUACAUUAGAAGUUGCUUUAUGUGGUUCUGUAUCUGGAGGCAUAGCUGCUGUAAUUACUACACCCAUAGAUGUAACAAAAACUCAAAUUAUGUUAGCCAAUAGUGCUGUGGAUCAAAAUUUGUCAACAGUUUUUAUAAAAAUAUAUAAAAAAAAAGGAAUUAGUGGAUUGUUUGCUGGUUUUCUUCCAAGAGUUGUAUUUAUAAUGCUGGGUGGAGCCUUAUUUUUUGGUGCUUACGAAAAAACAUGUAGAAUAAUCGAAGAGAAGCAAACAUUUGUAACUUGAAUAUUUUCAAUAGUAAAUAAUUUAUUUUGUGAUUGCCUUAUGACUUAAAGUAUAUUUAUUAUGUAUU